Messenger RNA from Magallana angulata, 2117 nucleotides. Its product is annotated as baculoviral IAP repeat-containing protein 7-like. The coding region runs from base 323 to 2068 and encodes 581 amino acids. The transcript is spliced from 7 exons. NCBI's taxonomy places the organism in Eukaryota, Metazoa, Mollusca, Bivalvia, Ostreida, Ostreidae. The record is from RefSeq and is a predicted model, not a curated record. Gene Ontology annotation, molecular function: cysteine-type endopeptidase inhibitor activity involved in apoptotic process. Gene Ontology annotation, cellular component: spindle microtubule; nucleus; cytoplasm. Gene Ontology annotation, biological process: regulation of cell cycle; negative regulation of apoptotic process.
AAUCUAAAGACAGCAAAGUAGACAAGCACGUGUACACGUACAACGGUUUAUCUAACAGAUAACCUCUACGUGGGUGUUUUCUUUCCCUCACAGGAGGUUGUAGGUAAUUCGUGACAUGUGUAACCCACUCAACGGUGCAUUUACACAAAACGGUGUGAUGCUACACUAAUGUCGGCUUUAGGAAGAAGAGAAGAAACAUUUUGCUGUCCAGGAUGUGUCACUUCAGAUAGCGCGAACAUGUCAUUCAUCUGUGAUUUACAAAGACUUACCAUUAAGAUCACCGUUUCUGAUCAAAAUUAUCAAAGAAAUCACGUAGAAGUUGAUGAAUUGCGAGGAAGACAGAGAAAGCAUGUUAAGAAAAAGAGAGCUACCGGUGACAACUCUUUCGUCAAAUGAAGGAAAUAAAGACGUCAUAAAAAGACCUUGGAAACCAACCAAUGGCAACCAACCUUCUAGCACACGCGCAGAAAAAGUACGACUGGGAGCUGAUUGUGUACGAAACAAACACAAUGAUGUACGAAGAAAUUCGUCAAAGGAAUCAGAGGAGUCCUUGUCAGGAUUUACCGGAAGUUUUGAAGAAUUUGUUCAGAAAGAAAUAUCAUCGAUUAGAGAUCUAGAGAACCAAGCGCAUUUAUUAGCAUCAUCAUUGUGUCAUUCAAUGAACAUGGAGUUAAUCCGACUCAGGUCUUUCCAUAAUUUUCCGUCCUCAAAAACUGUUUCUACACUGCGACUGGCUCGCCAGGGAUUUUACUAUUGUAGGGAUGAGGAUGUCACAAUCUGUUUUGCUUGUGGCUGUCGAAAACGAGACUGGAGGUCUGACGAUAUUAUUGAGGUCGUUCAUCGUAACAUGUCUCCUGACUGUCCCCUUCUGUCGUCACAGCCCACUAGCAACAUCCAAAUUGGAAAUGACCAAAGGAAUGGGCAUUUUAUAAACGAACUUGAACGACAGCUUAACGCAAGUAGCAACGAUAUUCCUAGCAGUAGCAAUAGACAUCCAUCCUCAUUAACUUCAGGAAGUGUGUCGUCUGGAAACGCUAUCAAAACAGAACCAAAUAUUGAUAAUAUAGACAACAAAGGUAGCGGUAAAGCUCCUUCCUCACAUACGACUUCAAACGACCUCUUGACUAAGACAAGAAUGCAGCAAGAUAAGAUAAAUGCAUUCAUUCGAAACCUGGAUCCAUUAGGAAUUAACUUUGACCGUCCAAAAUAUCCUUCGUACUCGGUGCUAGCUGUAAGGGUGAGUUCCUUUGCGGAUUGGCCAUCUAGUUUAACGCAGACCCCUAGAGAUUUGGCUGUUGCGGGGUUUCUGUAUGCAGGUUACGGAGAUUAUACCCGUUGUUUCUUUUGUGGGGGAGGAUUGCGUAACUGGGAACCUGGAGACGAUCCGUGGACCGAACAUGCCCGAUGGUUUCCAAAGUGUGCCUUUGUGAGACAGAAUAAAGGAGACGAGUUUGUUGCAUUGGUUCAAAUCCAGCAUCAGGAACUGGAAGCUAUGGGGGCAGCAAACGAAAACCAGGCGGGAAACCAAGCAACUGCAACUGGUCACGAAAACGUUACCUCUGAACGUUCAUCAGAACCAGAUGUUUCUAGUCUUCCAGCUUUUCAAAGUGUUCUAGAAAUGGGAUAUCCAUCUCAUGUUAUACAACAAGCAUUCAAUUUUCUGAAACACAAAAAAGAGUGCAUAGACAUUAAGGCCGAAGAAGUAAUGGAGGUCAUUUUGUCAGGUGAUGACAUACCACCGUCUUCUGCUGCGAAAACAUCAGACAAUGUCAAGGACAUUACUGUAAAGUCAAAUGAAGAUAGUAAACAUGCUAAUGAGCAGCAAACCAAAUCUUCUUUAAUGGCAGAUACAAAAGAAUUUGAGGAAGCAGACACUCGCUCGUUGAUCGAGGAGAACAGACAACUGAAGGACCUCAGGAUGUGUAAAAUCUGUAUGGAGAAGGACGCCUCCAUCGCCAUGUUGCCGUGUGGACAUCUUUGUUGCUGUACGGACUGUGCUCCCGCCAUGAGAAAGUGUCCAAUAUGUCGGCAGUUCGUGAAAGGGACUGUCCGUACUUGGCUUGCAUGACUAUAUGUAACUUAUUUGUUCAAUAGUAAUAAAAAUUAUCACAUCUUUA